GGGGGAGUCAGGAUAACGUGACUUAAAUCGUGUCACGAAGUGGGUCGAGUUUGGGUCACGCGCCUUAUCUUAAUGAGGUCGGCGAUGUUUACAAAAAUUCAUGUUUGAAAACCUAAUAGAUCGUGCAGAAUAUGCGAUCAGAAAUGACCAUCAGGAUAAUGCAUAGUCCAUCUCUUUUACUGCUGAUUAUAAUGCAUAUCAUUUCUGGAGCUGUGACAAGUGCAUCAUUAAGACCUCACAUUAUCCUCAUUGUUGCUGAUGAUCUGGGCUACAAUGAUGUCAGCUUCCAUGGCUCAGAUCAGAUCCCUACACCAAAUAUUGACAGACUAGCAUACACGGGUGUUCUGCUAAAUAACUACUAUGUAUCCCCCAUCUGCACUCCAACUCGCAGCGCCCUCAUGACUGGCCGACACCCUAUUCAUACAGGCAUGCAAACAGGUGUGAUAUUUGGAGACCAGCCAUAUGGUCUGCCCCUCACAGAGAAGUUGAUGCCACAGUUCUUAAACCAACUGGGCUACAGUUCACACAUUGUAGGCAAGUGGCACCUGGGUAUGUUUGCAAAGGAGUACACUCCACUUUACAGAGGGUUUGCGUCUCACUUUGGUUACUACCAAGGCAGAGAAGAUUAUUAUGAUCACACAUAUGAAGCUAAUCUGGAUCAGUGGGGCCUAGACUUCCGUCGCGACAUGCAAGUUCUGUAUAACUACACAGGCCUAUACUCAACAGAUCUUUUCACACAGGAGGCAGUCAGCAUCAUCAACAGACACAAUAAAUCUGAGCCCCUUUUCUUAUAUCUGCCUUACCAAUCAGUUCACAGUGGAAAUGCUGACAGCCCUAAUCCUCUGCAGGCACCACAAGCGUAUAUCAAUCGCUUUCCAUAUAUUGAAAACAUGCAGCGCAGAAUUUAUGCAGCCAUGGUGUCAGCACUUGAUGACGCAGUCGGAGAAGUGUAUAACACUUUGGAGGCCAACAAUAUGCUGAAUAACUCGAUCAUUAUCUUCACUACUGACAAUGGGGGACCUGCUAAUGGCUUUGACAACAAUGCUGCCAACAACUUUCCCCUCAGGGGUGUGAAGACUACCUUGUGGGAAGGCGGUGUUCGGGGUGUGGGAUUAAUUCACAGCCCCCUUUUGCAAACAUCAGGGUAUGUUGCUCAGCAGUUGCUGCAUGUGUGUGACUGGUUGCCUACAUUGUAUGAGGCUGCUGGAGGAAAUGUCUCCCAUAUGGCAAAUUUGGAUGGAAUCAGCGCAUGGAAGAUGUUAAAUACAAAUGGAGCUGCUGUGCGGUCAGAAAUCCUUCACAACAUUGAUCCAGUAGGAAAAUUUGCAGGCAUUAGAGUAGGAGAUUACAAGCUGGUAACCGGUGACAUUGGACAUGGUUAUAAUGACUGGUAUCCACCAUGGCAAGUAAAAGGUGAUGAACAUGACCUUCAUGUCAAGAUAUUCCAAUCUGAUAUGCAUGCAGGUUCUAUAGCUCCAACUGAAAGAUCUCUGAAGAGUCUCUCGUACAGUAACCUUGAAGCCAUGAAUACGAUGUCUGUAGUCAGAAUGCAGCAGAAACCAGAUGAACAGCAGCGAGUCAUGGGGUAUAAUCCUGUGCAAGUGGAAUGUGGGCCCAGACCAGUUAACACCAGUUCCAACUGUCAGCCUUCUGUCUCACCUUGUUUGUUUCACAUUCCAUCUGACCCAUGUGAAUACAACAACCUUGCCAGCACAGAACCAUCUAUUGUGGCUCAGCUUUAUCAGCGUUUGUUGGAAUAUUCUUAUGGCAUGGUGCCCCCAGCUAACCAGCCUGCUGACCCCCAGGGCAAUCCCCGGCUCCACAAUGGUACCUGGGUUCCCUGGGUCAUAAUUUGAAUUGUGCUUUAUUUAAUUUGGCACUGACAUCAGCAUUAGUGGAAUGUUACAGGAGUUUUUACACUUGAGAGCAAUUUUUUGAGGAAAAUCAUGACGUUACAUGAAAAAUUGUUUUACUAAAUUAUUUUUAUGUACUGCAACUGCCCAUCUUAUUCAGAUUACCAGGAUUGUAGGGAUUUGUUUUUGUUUUUUGUUAUUUUACAUUUGUGAUAUUUUCUAUUGUGUACAUUUGUUAACUAUUUGCUGUAGACUUAAGUUAAUAACUUUUAAAAUCAAGCAAUAUAUAUGUUGCUAAAAGUCACAAUAUGAAGCUUUUUUGAUGACUGGACCUUAGAAAAUCACAUUUUACAUGUCUUUGGAGAAAUACAGCAACUCAUGACAUCUUUAGCUUGUCCUGAUCAUUUGAUUGUAUUUAUGGAGGAGUUCUUGUGGAAGAGGUUUAUAGAACUUGUAAGCAAGUUUUUGGAAAAAAAUAAACAAGUGAAUAUUUAAACAGU
Messenger RNA from Pomacea canaliculata, 2353 nucleotides. RefSeq names its product arylsulfatase B-like. Lineage: Eukaryota; Metazoa; Mollusca; Gastropoda; Architaenioglossa; Ampullariidae. The coding region runs from base 132 to 1856 and encodes 574 amino acids. The record is from RefSeq and is a predicted model, not a curated record. The transcript is spliced from 9 exons.